CAACCACAAAGCAAGCCCCACUAAAAUUCCUUGCGGCCUGAGGCUUCAAUCUGAAUAUAAAAUGCUGCAGUCCGAAUUUCCACCACUCCAUCAACCACACAUCCCGCCACUCAACAACCAUGGGCUCCUCCGCGAAAAAGAAGAAGGAAAAGAAAAAAGACUUCCAAAAGACGAAGCUGAAAGUCGGCAAAGCGCGGCCGAAAAACACAAACGCAACCGACACCAGCUUCGCCUCGAAAUCCAUCGUCUUCAAACAGCAGAACCUCACGGAAAGCGCGCGGGAUAGCGCGACGCUCGCGGCGCAUAACCUGUCGCUGCUGGGGAGUAAGAAUGAGACGCAGCGGAAAGAUGCGUUGAUUUUCUUUACUUCGCUGUGUGCGGAUCACGAGGAGACGAUGGCUGUGUCGCCGACUGUGAUUGCGGGCAAGGCGAUGCCGUUGGUGUUGGAUGGGAGUGCGCAGGUGCGGACGCAGCUGUUGAAGCUUUUGCGCGCGCUUUCUACUAGGGGUGAUCUUGGGGCUGUGGUGGAUCAGUUGCUGCUGUAUGCGAGGGCGGGCAUGGCGCAUUUGUCGAGCGAGAUUCGGCUGUCGUCUCUCGAUGUCUUGAACUGGAUGCUCGAGGGCGAGAAUGCUUUGGCCGUGGUAUCGAGUGCGGGCGGGUGGAUCAAGACGCUGCGAACUUUCCAGAAUCUGCUCUCGUGGCAUGGAGAGGUCCUGACUGGCAAUGCGGGCGGCAAGUGGUCGACCAGCAAAUCCACCUCGAACCUCGGAAGCAGCAAACUCCUCGUCCACCAACUCACUACUCUCUCUCGAUUUCUGCACGUCGGCCUCGUACGCCCGUCACUACAAGAAGAAGCAGAAGCAGCCGCCCAGCGCGCUGCCGCCCUCUUUCCCCUCUGGCAUACGGACGCCCAUCUGCUCCCUACCAAGAGCAAUCCCUUCGGCUACUUGAAUCUCUUCGGUGCGGUGAGAGAUGUGGAGAGCGAGGUGUACGAGGAUGCGGAGCAGCGCGCGGAGAUAUUUGUGGAGCUGGGCGUUUACGCUGCUUGUGUGCGCGGGGCGAAGGAGGCGAGGAAGGAGGCGGGCGAGGUGGGCAGGGCGGCGGCUUUGGUUGAGAAGGCGCUGAAGCUUGUUGAUGGUGGGUGAAAUGGAGGAAAUGCGCCCUGAACUCGACAGUCCUGGAUGAGAUGUUCACAUGCUCCUCAGACGGCAGGUGAACAUGAUGACACACAUCGGCCGCCCCUUCCUCUUGAACGAUAUGACCGAUCGUGGCUGCCCCAGUACUGGACGAGGGAGAUCGCUUGGUCUGCAUGAGCACAUGACUACGACCACCUGACCUCCACAAUCAACAAUCUCCCCUAUCAACUCGUCACGGAACUCGACUGGGCCGCAGAGAGAUGACCAUCACUUCCCGUCUUCCCGUCUCUCCGUGUCGCAUACAUUCGACACCAUACGCUAUCAACACUGAGAAG
Molecule: messenger RNA, 1471 nt
Organism: Neohortaea acidophila
Lineage: Eukaryota; Fungi; Ascomycota; Dothideomycetes; Mycosphaerellales; Teratosphaeriaceae
Product: Rix1 complex component
Exons: 1
Coding region: 120-1145 (341 amino acids)
Biological process (GO): rRNA processing
Cellular component (GO): nucleus
Source: RefSeq, a predicted model, not a curated record